AUGGCACCUGGAAAGAAGAGUUCCUCCACAAAGGCUACCAAACAUCAUGAUGAAUCAUCACUUUCAUUGGUCAAUGUUGAUGCUGAUCAAUCUCAAACUCUAUCCGUUGCACCCAUUGUAUCUUCUUACAACGAGAAGAUACGUCCGGUUCUCGACGCUCUUGAAAAUCUAAGGCGCCUAAACAUUUCUAGAGAAGGAAUUCAGCUUCCAACCAUUGUUGUGGUUGGAGACCAGUCUUCUGGAAAAUCAAGUGUCCUUGAAUCUCUUGCCGGUAUCAGCUUGCCCCGUGGCCAGGGAAUCUGCACUAGGGUACCCUUGAUUAUGCGCCUUCAGAAUCAUCCACUUCCACAGCCAAAGCUCAUAUUAGAGUAUAAUGGCAAGAAUGUUUCAACUGAUGAGGCUAAUGUUUCUCAUGCAAUUAAUACUGCUACUGAAGAGCUUGCCGGAACUGCUAAAGGGAUUUCUAACACACCACUGACUUUGAUUGUGAAGAAGAAUGGUGUUCCUGAUCUUACCAUGGUUGAUCUUCCUGGAAUAACUCGUGUACCGGUUCAUGGUCAACCGGAUAACAUCUAUGAUCAGAUUAAGGAUAUCAUCAUGGAGUAUAUAACUCCAGAAGAAAGCAUUAUCUUGAAUGUUCUCUCUGCUACGGUCGAUUUUACAACUUGUGAGUCUAUUAGGAUGUCACAAACUGUGGACAAAACUGGUCUGAGGACACUUGCUGUUGUCACAAAGGCUGAUAAGUCUCCAGAAGGUUUGUUGGAGAAAGUUACAGCGGAUGAUGUUAACAUAGGUCUUGGUUAUGUUUGUGUAAGGAAUAGGAUCGGCGAUGAGUCUUAUGAAGUUGCCAGAGAUGAAGAGAUGAAGUUGUUUGAGUCUCAUUCUCUUCUGUCCAAAAUAGACAAGUCUAUUGUUGGAAUUCCAAUAUUGGCUCAGAAGCUUGUUCAUGUGCAAGCCCAGAUUAUAUCCAAAACCUUGCCUGAAAUCAUUAAGAAGAUUAACGAGAAGCUCGGUAAUAGUUUAAAAGAGUUGGAAAAUUUACCUGCUAAUUUGUCUUCAAUGGGUGAUGUCAUGGCUACUUUUAUGCAAGUUAUUGCUCUGUCAAGAGAUUCUCUUCGAAAGAUUCUUCUGAAUGGUGAUUUUGAAGAAUACUCUGAGCAAAAGGAAAUGCAUUGUACUGCUAGGUUAGUGGAAAUGCUAAAUUCCUAUGCUAGUGAACUUGAAAACUGUUCAGAAAGUAAUCCAAGUAAGGACUUUCUAAUGGACGAGAUAAAAGUUCUCGAAGAAGCAAAGAUUAUUGGUCUUCCCAACUUCAUGCCAAGAACAGCAUUUCUUACUUUACUUUCCAAAAAAGUUAAAGGCAUUUCUUAUAUGCCAAUCAAUUUUGUUGACAGUGUGUGGAAUUAUUUGGAAACUGUUGUUAUUUCUGUUCUGAAUAGCCACUCUUCCAAUUAUUAUCAGCUUCAGGUAUCAAUUCGUAGAGCUGCGGAGAUUUUGAUUGCGAAGAAGAAGAAGAGUUCAACUCAACAUGUUCAGCAAGCUGUUCAAAUGGAAAAGCACACUGAUUACACAUGUAAUCCUGAGUACUUGCAAGAGUAUAACAAGCUGAUGUCACAUCAAGAGGCUUUUUUGAAAGAGGUUAUGAAUGUUAAUCGUGAAGGAAAUACUGUGAAACUGGAAGGUGUUGGUGAGAUUGAUGUUGUUAAACUGAUGAAAUAUCCUGACAUGUUAACUCUGGUGCAGGCCUAUGACUUGAAGGCCAGAUUGAUAGCUUAUUGGAAGAUUGUUUUGCGGAGGCUAAUUGAUGUUAUAGCUUUGCAUUUGAUGUUAAGCAUCAAUGAACUUAUUAGCAAUGAUUUGAAUAAGGAGAUAUGCCAUGAACUGUUAAAUCCGUCUGGUGGUGGUGUCGAGCGUUUGCUCGAGGAGUCUCCUUCGAUAUCUGGGAAGAGAGAACGUCUGAGCAGGAGUGUGAAGGUACUUAGAGAAAGCAAGGAUACUGUGGCCAACAUCAUGGACAGGAUUGGUGUUUAUGGUGAUAACUAG
Messenger RNA from Vicia villosa (hairy vetch), 2043 nucleotides. Its product is annotated as dynamin-related protein 4C-like. Bases 1 to 2043 code for a protein of 680 amino acids. Gene Ontology annotation, molecular function: GTPase activity; microtubule binding; GTP binding. The transcript has a single exon. The record is from RefSeq and is a predicted model, not a curated record. Gene Ontology annotation, cellular component: membrane; cytoplasm; microtubule. Lineage: Eukaryota; Viridiplantae; Streptophyta; Magnoliopsida; Fabales; Fabaceae.